This is a messenger RNA of Pseudomassariella vexata, 1928 nucleotides long. RefSeq lists its product as uncharacterized. The transcript is spliced from 2 exons. Bases 217 to 1575 code for a protein of 452 amino acids. The record is from RefSeq and is a predicted model, not a curated record. NCBI's taxonomy places the organism in Eukaryota, Fungi, Ascomycota, Sordariomycetes, Amphisphaeriales, Pseudomassariaceae.
UCCACUUUGACCGUCUGCUCCUCUUGUGCAUUUGCAUUCAAUCCUAGAAUCUACAUAACACUCCGUCAUUAUACACUCGUCAUCCUCAACUAUAACGGGUUCAACUGGCGACCGAAGAGACAACUAUCUAUUUUUGUUAUUAAUAUUGGACUGAAUUGUCACGAAUAGUUGAAAUCGAACGGCGAUUCUGUCGCAGCCUAAGUCAGCCCAAAUAAGAUGGCAGCCCCUUCAACUCCUCCUCCGCCGGGUACCAUCCGGACUCCUCCCACUCCAAAACAUGGCUACGCUGAUUCUUGGGAGCCUUUUUCACCACGAAAGUCAGCUCGCAUUUCAUCCCAACAAACCCAACAAAGGGCCAACCACAACCGCACUCCAUCCCCGCGCGCCACCAACCGUACCAGCACCAACACGCGGAAGUCAUCCACAACCUUCAGCACCCCCUCUGUGUCGCCCCAGAAGAAGCGAGCGCCCGCUAUGGAUUCCGUUCGACGUGCCGUAUCUGGCAGCCUGACCACUGAGAGUGCUGCUAAUGCGGCCGAUCUACUCGGAAUUGGCUCCUCCAAGUCGCAACAGAAACCAACCAGCACCACGGCCGUCACUCGCAGCGUCGCCGGCAUGCUUCCUACCCCAGCCAAGACCCCACGCAAGCAGCCGGACGAGAAGACUGAGGCUGGCAUCCGCGCGAUUGCCCGCAACCUCUUCUCCAACGAGUCUGAUGCUAUCAGCUCCAGAAAGAAGAAGACCAAGAAGUACUCGGGCCUGACUCUGGAUAGCUUCAAGGCCGAUGAAGUCGAUGAGCCUAUUGCUAUUUUCACUGAUUCACGCGACCGUCUUCCUGAGCUCGACACGAGCGAGGAGAAUCCUUUCUAUGGCGAGACCUUGACUAUCGAGCCUGUACCUGAUCCUACUAAGCGACGCAGUACUAGGCGUACUACCGUCCUUAUUCCUGGCGAGGGUCGUGUCGAUGUUGAAGAAGCUGUCAAGCGCGACGACGGUGUGGUUUACGUCUUCCGAGGAAAGAAGCUGUGGAAGCCCCGCGAUGCUGUAAACCUAGCUGAUAUGCUAGAGGUCGACGGUGGAGGCGAGCGUUUCACGCUUGGCGCAUCUGACGAAGAAGAUGUACCUCGGCGUGUCACGCGUUCUUCCUUCAAGCCUCGCCUUCUAUUCCAGACCGGGGAGAAGACCAAGGGCAAGGGCGUUCCCGAUGUCAACAUCGAGACUGAGGAUGAGGAAGCUGUUACGGACAUCGAAGACCAUGUCACAGUUGAGAAUGCCGACAAUGCCGACCUUGAGGAGGAAACGGAGCCCGAGAAGACACCCGACGAUAUCGUGAAACCUGGUACGCCCGCAGCACCCCGCUUUGCACCUGCAUCUCCCCCGACAACUGGUCGAGCGAGUCGCGUGAGCAAGAAGCUGCCCACAGACGACACUCCCAUCAAGCGUACCGGCAAGCGCAGCCCCUUCGACGGGUGGCGUCGAUCUAAGAGCUCCGCCAGCCAUGGCGCCGCCCACGGACAGAAGAGAGAAGCGGAGGCCACGCCCAAUGAGAGCUCAUCGAAACGCCAGCGUGCCUAGGCGGCACCUAUGGACUUGGACGACCACUUGGAUCAGGCAUCACUUCAGUUGGCCUAUCGCCUGCGAGUUGUGAGCGCCUCAAGUGAUUCUUGAGACAGGGCAAGGGCACGUUUAACUAGGGUUUCUGUGUUUUUCUUUUGUUGCAUUUUUAGGUAAAGAAAGGAACCAUUGAGGUCAGGCCAGGUUAUCGCGACACAGCACGGCGUUGGUGGAUAUAUUAUGGCUCUCUUAGCAGGCCUUGUUCACAGCUGGUCAUCGAGUCGAAAAAUUGAGACUGGAGUUUGGCAUAACCAAACUAUCGUACUACUCGUGAGACAGCUAGGUAUCAGAUAGAUAAUUGAUUCUUGUAGUAC